AUGGCUGAGGUGAUUUACGCCAGGCCCAACAUGAUGACCAAGGCCAGGAACACACAAGGAGAGAGAGAGGAGAGGAUAGUGGAGAUCUACGUUACCAGUGAGAGCCUCAGAGAACAUGUGGGGACAGAGGAGUCCUCCAAUACUCUGGGAACAGUAAGAGGUCAGCAGCCGGACCCUGUGAGCCCUCCUCGGUGUCCGAUCAGGGCUGCGGUGGUGCUUCUGGUCCUGCUGUCUGUUGCCCUGCUGGCUGGACUGCUUGGGUUGGCAGUGCAACACAAAACCGUCUUGGACAGAGACGUGGAGCAACUUCUCCAAAGGCUGAAGAAUGUGACAGAGCAGAGAGACACACUGCUUUGUAAACAGGAAUGUCCAGGUGGUUGGGAUAGGUUUGGUUGUAAAUGUUAUGGUCUCUCCAAAGAGCGGGAAUCCUGGAAUAAGAGUAGGGAGUUUUGUGUAAGCCAAGGAGCAGAUCUGUUGGUCGUGGACAGUGAAGAGGAGAUGGACUUCAUUUACGGCAAAGACUUGAACGGCUGGCUUGGAGCGACAGAUGAGGCCAGUGAAGGGAUGUGGAGAUGGGUUGAUGGGACCGUCCUGUCAGUGGUUAACCCCGCCUGGUUCAGCGGGAAACCUGAUGUUGGCAAGGAGAAGAACUGCUUAAGGAGGUUCCGGGGGACGACCAACUUUAAAUGGACAGAUGAGAGCUGUGAGGCCAACAAUUAUGGGCUUUGUGAACUUGAUUUAAGAAAAUGA
Molecule: messenger RNA, 750 nt
Organism: Gadus chalcogrammus (walleye pollock)
Lineage: Eukaryota; Metazoa; Chordata; Actinopteri; Gadiformes; Gadidae
Product: natural killer cells antigen CD94-like
Exons: 1
Coding region: 1-750 (249 amino acids)
Source: RefSeq, a predicted model, not a curated record